AGGUCGGCGCCGCCCGCGUCUCCGUUGGCUGCCGCGCCUACGUGGGCGCGCUCGGAGCUCCAGCCAUGCUGUUCUGGCACACGCAGCCCGAGCACUACAACCAGCACAACUCCGGCAGCUACCUGCGUGAUGUGCUGGCUCUACCCAUCUUCAAGCAGGAGGAGCCCCAGCUGUCCCCCGAGAAUGGGGCCCGGCUGCCACCCUUGCAGUACGUGUUGUGUGCCGCCACGUCCCCAGCAGUGAAGCUCCAAGAAGAGACCCUGACCUACCUCAACCAAGGUCAGUCUUAUGAAAUCCGGCUGCUGGAGAACCGGAAGCUGGGAGACUUUCAGGAUCUGAACACUAAAUAUGUCAAGAGCAUCAUCCGCGUGGUUUUCCAUGACCGCCGGCUACAGUACACGGAGCACCAGCAGCUGGAAGGCUGGCGGUGGAGCCGGCCUGGGGACCGCAUCCUGGACAUUGAUAUUCCACUGUCUGUUGGUAUCUUGGACCCCAGGGCCAGCCCAACCCAGCUGAAUGCAGUUGAGUUUUUGUGGGACCCUGCCAAGAGAGCCUCUGCAUUCAUUCAGGUACAUUGUAUCAGCACAGAAUUCACCCAGAGGAAGCACGGGGGCGAGAAGGGUGUGCCUUUCCGGGUGCAGAUCGACACAUUUAAGCAGAGUGAGAAUGGAGAGUACUCGGAGCACUUACACUCGGCCAGCUGCCAGAUCAAAGUGUUCAAGCCCAAAGGAGCUGAUCGGAAACAGAAGACCGACCGGGAGAAGAUGGAGAAAAGAACAGCUCAGGAGAAGGAGAAGUACCAGCCGUCCUACGAAACCACCAUUCUCACAGAGUGCUCUCCGUGGCCUGAUGUGGCUUACCAGGUGAACAGCGCCCCGUCCCCAAGCUACAAUGGCUCUCCCAACAGCUUUGGCCUCGGUGAAGGGAACAGCUCUCCAACCCACCCGGUGGAGACCCUGCCCAUGGGCACUGAUCACCUGCUCCCGUCGGCCACUAUCCAGGACGCCCAGCAGUGGCUGCACCGCAAUCGGUUCUCGCAGUUCUGCCGGCUCUUCGCCAGCUUCUCAGGUGCCGACCUGCUGAAGAUGUCCAGAGAUGAUCUGGUCCAGAUCUGUGGCCCUGCAGAUGGGAUCCGCCUCUUCAACGCCAUCAAAGGCAGGAAUGUGAGGCCAAAGAUGACCAUUUAUGUCUGUCAGGAGAUGGAGCAGAACCGGGUACCUUUGCAACAGAAACGGGACGGCAGUGGGGACAGCAGCCUCUGUGUAUACCACGCCAUCUUCCUGGAAGAGCUCACCACCCUGGAGCUGAUUGAGAAGAUCGCCAACCUGUACAGCAUCCCCCCCCAGCACAUCCACCGCGUCUACCGGCAAGGCCCCACCGGCAUCCACGUGGUGGUGAGCAACGAGAUGGUGCAGAAUUUUCAAGAUGAGUCUUGUUUUAUCCUCAGCACAUUAAAAGCCGAGAGCAAUGAUGGCUACCACAUCAUCCUGAAGUGUGGACUCUGAGCCAAAGCAGGACACUCACCUGCUCCCAGCCCCACGGACCCCCUGCGAUGUUGAAAUGGCACCACUGUCAGCUCCAGUCUCACCGGAAAAUCUGAGGCUAGGAGGGACCCUGCCCAGUCUAUGAAAGCUACAGACCACGAACUAGCAGAAACCAGUGGACACAAAACCUGGCAUGCAGAGAGCCGGUGGCCCCUCACUUUCCUUUCCUCUUGGCCUCGAGCUUUUGAAUGGUUCCUUGGGCUUUUUCUCAACCUUGAUAUUCUAAAAAGGCAAGCCGGCGGGGGGCACCUUCUCUGAAAACCCAGGCCUCUUAGUUGGAGGCUCACUGAGGGUCUUGGUGCCACCUGUAUGGAUCCCUUAUGGCCACUCUCCUGACCCCCAGAGAAAGCUCU
Molecule: messenger RNA, 1897 nt
Organism: Marmota flaviventris (yellow-bellied marmot)
Lineage: Eukaryota; Metazoa; Chordata; Mammalia; Rodentia; Sciuridae
Gene: Tfcp2l1
Product: transcription factor CP2 like 1
Biological process (GO): regulation of transcription by RNA polymerase II
Cellular component (GO): nucleus
Molecular function (GO): RNA polymerase II cis-regulatory region sequence-specific DNA binding; DNA-binding transcription activator activity, RNA polymerase II-specific
Source: RefSeq, a predicted model, not a curated record